AUGGCGGUGACCAUUGUAAGCCUCAUCUUCCUCCCCUUGAAGAAGGCUUUAUUGCCUCACAGAGUGAGCUGCUUAACCCGCCUUGGAGCACAGUUGCAAUCAUGGAGGAGAGGGCUUGGGCCCAAUGAAGGGGUAGAACAUCAAGCAGUGGAAGUAAUGGAAGCACGGAGGAGGUGUGCUGUGCUGCAUGGGCAGGUGGUCACACUGCCCUAUGCACUGAGGGAUUCUCCAGCAGCUGGGUCUGGUGACGAUGGUGGUAGUGGUGUUGGUGUUGGUGUUGGUGUUGGUGUUGGUGGUGGUAGUGGUGGUGGUGAUGGUAGCAGUGGUGAUGGUGGUGGUGAUGGUGAUGGUGGUGAUGGUGGUGGUGGUGGUGGUGGUGGUGAUGGUGAUGGUGGUGAUGGUGGUGAUGGUGGUGGUGGUGGUGAUGAUGAUGGUGGCAGUGGUGAUGGUGGUGGUGAUGGCAGUGGUGGUGGUGGUGGUGGUGAUGGUGGUAGUGGUGAUGGUAGUGGUGGUGGUGGUGGUGGUGAUGGUGGUAGUGGUGAUGGUAGUGGUGGUGGUGGUGGUGAUGGUAGUGGUGGUGGUGAUAGUGGUGAUGGUGGCGGUGGUGAUUGUGGUGAUGAUGGUAGUGGUGAUGGUGAUGGUGGUGGUGGUGGUAGUGGUGAUGGUGGCAGUGGUGAUGAUGGUGGCAGUGGUGAUGGUGGUGGUAGUGGUGGUGGUGGUGGUGAUGGUGAUGGUAGUGGUGGU
This is a messenger RNA of Apodemus sylvaticus (European woodmouse), 744 nucleotides long. RefSeq lists its product as uncharacterized. The record is from RefSeq and is a predicted model, not a curated record. The annotation marks the transcript as partial. The transcript is spliced from 2 exons. Lineage: Eukaryota; Metazoa; Chordata; Mammalia; Rodentia; Muridae.